UUUGUUGGACCCGGACCUUUUGCUCCGGGCGCUGUGUAGCUCGGGGGAAGGUACACGCGGUGGGGACCGGGGCUCAGAACCCGCGGCGGUUGGUGAGGGCGCGCUCGCGGCCGGUAACCAGGAGCAACCGGCGCCGGGAAGAGGAGAGGAGAGUCGUCGCCGCCGCCGCCGCUGCCGCCGCCGCCAUCAUGGCGAUGGCGAGAGCCGUCGCCGCCGCCGCCUGUCUGCUGCCGCUCUGCUACUUCUUACUGGCGGAGAGUAAGAGUUUUGAAGAUAUUAGGUGUAAGUGUAUUUGCCCACCUUACAAAGACAACGCAGGACAAAUUUAUAACAAAAAUGUAUCGCAGAAGGAUUGUGAUUGCCUACAUGUUGUUGAUCCCAUGCCAGUUGCUGGGCAAGAUGUUGAGGCCUACUGCUUGAGAUGUGAGUGCAAGUAUGAAGAAAGAAGUUCAGUUACGAUCCAGGUGACGAUCAUCAUCUAUUUGUCUAUCCUGGGCUUGCUGCUACUUUAUAUGGUUUACUUAACAUUACUUGAACCCUUGCUGAAGCGACGCUUGUUCCGUUCACAACUAAUGCAGAACGAGGAUGAAUUUGCGGACACGCAGCCUUUCGCGAAUGCCCAUGAAGUGCUUUCUCGCACUCGGUCCCGGUCCAAUGUGCUGAAUAAAGUUGAACAUGCACAGCAGCGUUGGAAGAAACAGGUUCAAGAACAGCGGAAAUCGGUCUUCGAUCGUCAUGUUGUCCUCAGCUAAAAUUGAACUAGAAGAAAAACCGGAAGAUAAGAAGCCAGUGGAGUUCCCAAAGUACUCUGCUAGUCUUCCCCUUGGUCCUAUCUACUUGCGGAAUUCUUUACUUAUCAUUGGCACUCCACUGCCAGUUCCCUGAGAAAAUACAGUAAUAAUGCCAUAGGUUGAAUUUCUAUUGCUAUCAUGAUUUCAGUUAUUUGCUUUAAUGUCAGUUUCUUACAAAUCAUGGUAUAGUUAUGGGAUAAACAGCACAAAAUAACAGUAGGCAUAAUCUAAUUGUAAAACAUACCUAAAAGGUUUAAUCUAUAUUAUGAUUUCUGUGUUACUUUAAAUAUUGUGAAGGCUCAAAAAGUAAUUAACUUUUCAUAUAUUUAGUAAUAAUACAGGAGAGUGACAGGAGUCUUAAGACUUUAACGUCUGAUAUAAUCGCAGAAUGACUGUUAACAAAACAAAUACUUUAUAGAAUCCCCUAGGAUUCAGUGUUGGAGAAAAAAUUUCUAUGGUAGUGUGUUUCUUGCUGCAGAAUGAAUCAGUGUGGAAAUAACCCUGAGAAACCUAUUUGAGAAAUGGUGCUAGCGCGAUAUAAUCUUCACAGCUACCUUUACACUAAUGUUGAUUCAAAGUGCCUGUAUUUUUAGUUGAUGGAUUUUGCAAGCUGUCCACAGCCGUAGAACGUUAUCUCCCCUCCUGAAGGCAGUGAAUCUGAGGGAAUGUUUCUACAGGCACUGGCAGCUCUAAUGUACCUUGCCCAAGUGCCAUUCUUCCAAGAGUGAGCAUAGCCAUGGAGUGCUUUUAGAUUACUGAGCUGUGAGAGAUAGUUGAGUCUGGCAAUUUCCUUGCCCAACAUCCUCACAUGUACAUUCCAGCAGGGUUCAUUGCAAAGGCACAGUUACCCUGUUUGAUUUCCCUCCUCUCCCUCACCCAGUUCCAUGUAUAUGAACUUCAAAUGCCAUUGUAUUGUAUAAAAAGUGCAGGACUCCCCCCUCAAAGUUAGUUUGAAAUCUAUUCAUGGAGAGCUAUGCAAGAAUGGUCUAUGGUGACUCCCUUAUUUUUUCUUUAUUGUAGGAGACCAUUUCCAUCUAUGAGGUUCUAUGUAGGAAACCAUAAGCACAAACCCACACCAUGUGCAACAAAGUAGAACUUCAGUUAGGUCAUGAUUACUGUUGAUUAAUCAGUGUUUGCUGCACAAAAUUAAUAAACUGUUUACAGUACUUAUAAUCAACUUAUUCUACUGUAAUAAAAUACUGACUACCUCUGUGGUAUGUUGCAGUGACAUUUGAGUAAUGUGUAAUGUUAAACUUUGAAUCAAAAUGGACCAAGUUAAAUCGAGGUAUAUUAGGAACAAAAACUGUUGACAUUCACUGAAUUGUGACAAAUUAUGAAAGUGUUUCUUCAAAAUAUCUGUGAAUACCUAUUUACUUAUACAGAAUGACAUGAAUGAGGUUGAUUUUAUAGCACGCAAAUAUAGAAUGUGAGUGAAAUACAUUGAAGUGCAGAAGUGCGAGAUUUUCUGAUACUUAUUCAUGCUGUCAUUUUUCUUAUUCGUCCUGCUUAAAAUUAACUUGGAAUUAACUAUGACGUCUUAACUUUGUUUUUAUGAACUGAUUAAUAAACAAAACUUUACUAAA
Messenger RNA from Callorhinchus milii (elephant shark), 2374 nucleotides. It is a transcript of the gene tmem9b, whose product is annotated as TMEM9 domain family, member B. NCBI's taxonomy places the organism in Eukaryota, Metazoa, Chordata, Chondrichthyes, Chimaeriformes, Callorhinchidae. Gene Ontology annotation, biological process: positive regulation of canonical NF-kappaB signal transduction. Gene Ontology annotation, cellular component: lysosomal membrane. The record is from RefSeq and is a predicted model, not a curated record. The coding region runs from base 189 to 752 and encodes 187 amino acids. The transcript is spliced from 5 exons.